This is a messenger RNA of Pseudogymnoascus destructans, 819 nucleotides long. RefSeq lists its product as uncharacterized. The transcript has a single exon. Lineage: Eukaryota; Fungi; Ascomycota; Leotiomycetes; Thelebolales; Thelebolaceae. Bases 1 to 819 code for a protein of 272 amino acids. The record is from RefSeq and is a predicted model, not a curated record.
AUGUCUCAAACGCCUACAAAUAAGGGCAGGUUGAGGGAACCUCCUCCGUCCCUAUUUCUGGGGCCACCUUCUCAAAAUGCCUCCAACAUCUCACUGGCAGGGCCCUCCCAAAUGGGCACAAACCUUGCGCAAACCACCAAUGCCAUGACAGUAUCCUCAAAUGGAAGUCGCAUUCCACUCACCCGCCAGCGAUCUAAUUGGCAUGUUCCUCGUGUUAAUGGGGAAGGCCUUAAUGACCCCACGAACAUUUCUACGAUCCCACGUCCCCUGCCCCGCAUGGAAUCCGAGAGCCAGAAACAGGCGGAUAAGACGGAUGCGUUGUGGGCUCAGAUGCAGUCUACGCUGGAGGAGGUUGAGAUUAAUGCGGUCAAUGGCAUGCAAGUGUUUGGUCCAGAGCAUACGAAGGCCUUGGACAGUCUUCGGAUGGCACAGAUUGCAUUGGCACAAGCGUGGGUCAGGAGCGGAGCCGAUGAUGCGGUUGAGACCAUUGACAGGAGCGCUACGUGGUGUCGAGGCUCUUUGUUGCCAGGUGAAGGGAGAGAAGAAACUGAAGGAAAGAGUGCAAGUGGUGUAUCGGGAAGCAUUCCGGUGGAUGUGAAUACGGAUGCGUUGGACGAGGAGACGGACGCAGACACACGCUUGGCCCGCCAAAGGAGAGAAGCCAAUGACGAGUAUUUCCAGCGGGUCAAUGGUGGAGUUCUUGAUGUGGUAGCGAAACUGCAGGUCGUCGCCGAUGCGAUGAAGGCCGUGGAGAAGGAGAGCAGAGAUAUCUGGGAGGACUCAGAGGCAUCGCUCUCAACUGAAUCGAUACCACAAUAA